Messenger RNA from Cordyceps militaris CM01, 2019 nucleotides. Its product is annotated as Mitochondrial inner membrane protein Mitofilin. Gene Ontology annotation, biological process: cristae formation. The record is from RefSeq and is a predicted model, not a curated record. Gene Ontology annotation, cellular component: MICOS complex. NCBI's taxonomy places the organism in Eukaryota, Fungi, Ascomycota, Sordariomycetes, Hypocreales, Cordycipitaceae. The transcript has 3 exons. The coding region runs from base 1 to 2019 and encodes 672 amino acids.
AUGGGCCGCCGCCGCGUCGCGACGCUCGGUUCUGCUUCAAAACGUGAGCUUGCUCUGUCCCUCUGGCGCGGGUAUCCCGACAAUGGCCGCUGCGCGAACGCCUACAAUGAGCUGGCUAGGUACUAUGCCGACCGCAAGUACCCCGACGUCCCCAAACCGCCCGUCCUCCCGACCUCCGAGAUCCAGAGCUCCGAACGUGCCCCUGCGCCCGCCGAGGAAACUAUCGAGAAAAAGGUCGGUAUCCAUGAGGUUCCUCUGACACCUCCUCCUGUGCCCGAGGAUAUUAUCCGAAAGGCUGCCGCGGCUGCCUCCGCUGCCUCUCAAGUUGCUGGCAGUGCUAGCAAGUCGACUCCCCCGCCUCCUCCGCCUCCUCCGCCUCCUCCGCCUCCCAAGAAGAAGGGCUUCAUGGCCCGUCUCCGCCGCUUUGUCACCUCCCUCAUACUUCUCGGCGUCAUUGGCUUCGCGGGCGGUGUUUGGUACUCGCGCAUCAACGACACCUUCCACGACAUUUUCACCGAGUUUGUGCCCUUUGGUGAGCAGGCCGUCCUGUACCUCGAGGAGCUCGAGUUCCAGAAGAAAUUCCCCAAUGCCCGCCGUAACGACUCUGAGCGCCCUGCUUCGAGUUCCGGCGAGCAUGUGCGCAUCCCAGCCCAGAGUGGUGCAUCAUGGAGGGUUGCCGACAGCGGCGAGCCGGUCGGCCGGCAAUCAUCUUCUGCUUCUUCCUCGCGCAAGAAGCCGGCCGCGAAGUCUGAUGAAGUUCCCAAGAAAGAGGCUGCACCUGCGGAGAUUAAACCUGCGGAAGCCAAACCUGUCGAGGCUAAAUCUGCUCCUGUAGCUAGCAAAGAGUCUAAGGACUUCAAGGCUCCCGAGGUCAACGAACCCUCUCGCUUCCCGCCCCUGGAACCCAUCGAUUUAAUGGGCCUUCCCGACGCCAAGGAGCCCAUCAUCCAAGAUCUCGUCCGCAUGCUCAACGACCUCAUCCUUGUCAUCAAUGCCGACAAUGCCCAUGGCAAAUACUCCACUACCAUUGCCAAGGCUAAGCGUGAAGUCGGCGAGGUCGGCGAAAAGCUCAAGGCCCUCAAGACUAGUGUCGAGAAGAAGGCUGCUGGCGAGGUCAAGUCUACGAUCGCUGAGUUUGACAAGGCCGCCACCGAGCUCGUGAAGAGAGUCGAGAACACCAUGGUCCAGCAAGAGGACUCAUGGCGCAAGGAGUUUGACGAGGAAAUGACCAAGGUUCGCGACACAUACGAUCAACGCGCCCAGCUCUUGCUCGAACGCGAGCAGAAGCUGAACGAGGAGAAGCUUCAGACCAAACUUUUGGAGCAGGCUGUAGCUUUGAAGAAGGAGUUUGUUAAGGAGGUCCAGAACCGUGUCGAGACCGAGCGUGAAGGCCGCCUCAGCAAGCUGAACGAGCUCACAGCCGCUGUGGCUGACCUUGAGAAGCUGACCGUUGGCUGGAACAGCGUUCUUGAUACUAACCUGAAGACUCAGCAGCUCCACGUUGCUGUUGAGGCCGUCCGUGCUAGCCUUGAGGGUGCUACGCACCCCAAGCCUUUCAUCAAGGAGCUCGUCGCUCUCAAGGAGAUUGCUGCCAACGACGAUGUCGUUGACGCCGCCAUCUCGUCUAUCAACCCCUCUGCUUACCAGAAGGGUAUUUCCUCCCCCUCAUAUCUUAUUGACCGCUUCCGCCGCGUAGCGAGCGAGGUCCGCAAGGCUUCCCUGCUACCCGAUGAUGCCGGUGUUGCGAGCCACGCUUCCAGCUGGGUUCUGAGCCACCUCAUGUUCAAGAAGCAGGGUCUUGCGGAGGGCGACGAUGUCGAGAGCAUUCUCACCCGCACGCAGACCUUCCUCGAAGAGGGUGAUUUGGAUGCUGCUGCUCGUGAAAUGAACGGCCUCGAGGGCUGGGCGAAGACUCUUAGCCGCGACUGGCUCGGAGAGGUUCGCAAGGUGCUGGAGGUGCAACAGGCUCUUGAUGUUAUUGCCACGGAAGCCCGCCUGCAGAGCUUGCGCGUAGACUAA